AUGGAGACUGACAGAGAAGCUACAGCUCUGUAUUCGUUUGAUCCCUUCAAGUUUGGUUUAUUUUUACUAGCAUUCUACAUUAUUCCAUACCCUGUUUAUCGAUUUAUAGCACAUCGCUUGAAAUGGGAGACAAAUCAAAAGACAAUGUCUCGUCAUUGGAGCGAUUUAUUUGAUGGCAUUUCCUAUGGAUUGAUACUGUUCAUCUUUGGCAACUAUUCCAACACGCUGAGCUGGAUCACAGUGGCUGCAUUUUAUCCCUCACUGUUUGGCUACGCUCUCAUUGCUGAACUGCCAUUUACCAAGACGUCUUUGCCCAAUAUCAGAAACUGGCCAAAGGGGAUGUGGGCUGUCUUUCUUACUGCAGUAGCCAUCAUUCUUGUAUUUGCAGGAUAUCACAUCUAUCUUGGCUACUUGCUGCCAAUGCCAUUUGUCAUCUACUAUGUGUCAUGUCUCUCCAUUCCUGCUGCCAUUUUGGCGUCUUCCUUCUUACUAUCCAAAGAGCAUCAGGAACAGGCUGAUGAAGGCACCACUCUGUUACCAGUGGCUGCAGCACCUCAGAACGUUCAUAAUCCAUAUACCAGACAGGUAGCCAUUCAUUUGCACCAUUGGCAGAUCUUUUACGUGUUGGCAUUCUUUACACGAUUCGAUCAUCCUGUCUCUCAGGUAGGUGCUGGCAUUGUAUUGGCGUGUUAUAUGGAGGGCAUCUGUGCAUACGGCUACGAUCGUUUGGUCAAUGAUGGUUAA
This is a messenger RNA of Mucor velutinosus, 744 nucleotides long. RefSeq names its product Casein kinase II subunit alpha. The transcript is spliced from 5 exons. Bases 1 to 744 code for a protein of 247 amino acids. The record is from RefSeq and is a predicted model, not a curated record. NCBI's taxonomy places the organism in Eukaryota, Fungi, Mucoromycota, Mucoromycetes, Mucorales, Mucoraceae.